Molecule: messenger RNA, 932 nt
Organism: Cloeon dipterum
Lineage: Eukaryota; Metazoa; Arthropoda; Insecta; Ephemeroptera; Baetidae
Gene: RpL6
Product: ribosomal protein L6
Exons: 4
Coding region: 102-902 (266 amino acids)
Biological process (GO): cytoplasmic translation; ribosomal large subunit assembly
Cellular component (GO): cytosolic large ribosomal subunit; ribosome
Molecular function (GO): RNA binding; structural constituent of ribosome
Source: RefSeq, a predicted model, not a curated record
UGUUAGGUUACUGAAUAUUUUGAACUCUCGCGCCGCUGCCAUAUUAUUUCUGCCUAUUAGGUGGCAGCACGGGUUACUCUUCUAUUAAACAAGUCGGCACGAUGGCAGAUAAGGGUGCCAAGGUGGUGCCAAAGGCAGAGGGCAAGGCGCCCGAAAAGCAGAAGCGCACCAACAGGCCGCGCAACUACAACCUUGGCAAUGGUGUUUACCGGUUCAGCCGUAGCCGCAUGUACCACAAGAAGGCCCUGUGGAAGUUCGUCGGCAAGAAGACUACUAAGCCAGAGAAGCCCAAGAAGCCCACCCACGUGGAAAAGCCCAUCAAGGGCGACAACAACGGUGGCAAGCGUCUUGUGCUGCUGAAGAAGCGAAAGGCUUACUACCCAACCGUGGACGGCAUCAAGAAGAAGGCGUCCAAGAAGCUGUUCAGCAAGCACGUUCGCAACAUCAGGAGCACCCUGCAGCCUGGCACUGUUCUCAUCCUGCUCGCCGGUGUCCACAGAGGGAAGCGUGUUGUGCUCCUCAAAACCCUACGAAGCGGUCUCCUCCUUGUGACAGGUCCCUUCAAGGUCAAUGCCUGCCCUCUUCGCAGGGUUCACCAGAGGUUUGUCAUCGCCACCAGUUUGAGGCUGGACGUAUCCACGGUGAAGAUCCCCCUCCGCGUGAAUGAUGUCUACUUCAAGAGGCAAAAGAAAACUCAGCCCAAGAAGGAUGAAGGAGAAAUUUUUGAUGUCAAGAAAGAGACUUACAAGGCUUCUGACGUCCGAAAAGAGGAUCAAGAAAUUGUGGACAAACAGCUCUUGGAUGUUAUCCGCAAGAACUCAGAGAAGAAGAGCAUAUUCGCGUAUCUGGGUUCUAUGUUCGGUUUGAGAUCAGGACAGCUUCCUCACAAGAUGAAGUUCUGAAUCACCCAUUAAAGUUAAUAUGUCUUCACA